UUCUCCCGUGAGUCCCUGGGCGCAGAACUCGGCCUCCGCCGCUGGGGGCGGGGCGACGUCGGACUCCCGGGGCGCUUGCUUACGCACUUCCUCCCGGGGUCGGGGCCGAGUAGCGGUGUGGCGGGUUCGAGUCCCACCUCCCGACUCGCCUCAAGCCCCUGAGCCCGGGGCGGGGCUCAUUCGCCAGUUAACCUCUCCGCGGCGAGGGGCGGUGGCGCACCUUGGGCUUCACCAUGGAGGACUAUCUGCAGUGUUGUCGAGUUGCUCUGCAGUCCCGACCCAUACAUGUUGUGCUGGGAAAUGAAGCCUGUGACUUGGACUCCAUGGUGUCAGCUCUUGCCCUGGCUUUUUAUCUGGCAAAGACAACUGAGGCUGAAGAAGUCUUUGUGCCAGUUUUAAAUAUAAAACGUUCUGAGCUACCUCUACGAGGUGACAAUGUCUUCUUCCUUCAGAAGACUCACAUUCCAGAGUCCCUCUUGAUUUUCCGGGAUGAGAUUGACCUCCAUGCAUUGCAGCAGGCUGGCCAGCUCACCCUCAUCCUUGUUGACCAUCAUGUCUUACCCAAAAGUGACGCAGCCCUAGAGGAGGCAGUGGCAGAGGUGCUAGACCAUCGGCCCAUCGAUCAGAAACACUGCCCUCCCUGCCAUGUUUCAGUUGAGCUGGUGGGGUCCUGCGCUACCCUGGUGGCCGAGAGAAUCCUGCAGGGGGCACCAGAGAUCUUGGACAGGCAAACUGCAGCCCUUCUUCAUGGAGCAAUCAUCCUGGACUGUGUGAACAUGGACCUUAAAAUUGGAAAGGCAACCCUAAAGGACAACCAAUAUGUGGAGAAACUAGAGGCCCUCUUCCCAGAUCUGCCCAACAGAAAUGAUAUCUUUGAUUCUCUGCAAAAGGCAAAGUUUGAUAUAUCAGGACUGACCACAGAGCAGAUGCUGAGAAAGGACCAGAAGACCAUCUCCAGACAAGGCACCAAGGUGGCCAUUAGUGCAAUAUAUAUGGAUUUGGAGGCCUUUCUGCAGAGGUCUGGCCUCAUUGCAGAUCUCCAUGCCUUCUGCCAGGCUCACAGCUACGAUGCCCUUGUCGCCAUGACUAUCUUUUUCAACACUUACAAUGAGCCAGUGCGGCAGUUGGCAGUUUUCUGUCCCCACGCAGCACUCCGAGUGACGGUCUGUGGAGUCCUGGAACGCUCCCACUCUCCGUCCCUGAAGCUGACCCCUGCCCCAAGCAUCCACCCUAACCUCCAAGCCUAUCUUCAAGGCAACACCCAGGUCUCUCGAAAGAAACUUCUGCCUCUGCUCCAGGAAGCCCUGUCAGCAUAUUUUGACUCCACGAACAUCCCUUCAGGACAGCCUGAGACAGAGGGUGUGUCCAGGGAGCAGGUAGACAAGGAAUUGGACAGGGCAGGUAACUCCCUGAUUCCUGGACUGAGUCAAGAUGAGGAGGAGCCUGCACUGCCCCCCACACCCAUGAACAGCCUGGUGGAUGAGUGCCCUCUGGAUCAGGGGCUGCCGAAAUUCUCAGCCGAGGUCAUCUUUGAGAAAUGUAGUCAGAUCUCACUGUCAGAAUCUACCACUGCCUCCCGGUCCAAGAAAUGACUGUUGGGAGGGGAGGGGGAAGUGAGAGAGGUUGCUUGAACCACCCUGAAUGCAUGUUUUGAGAUGUUUCAGCAAUUUUGUCUUCAUUGUUCCAGGAUCUGGUAUACUGUUCUCAUAAACCUAGGAGGAGAAAGAAGUAAAAGAAAGCUGAGCUGGCUUUCUCCCUUUUCCCCCCAGUCUCUACCAAUCAAACAAAUUUUAUUAGUUAAUUUAACUCCUUAAAUCUGCACUGACUGUCCUCUAUUUCAUUUGCCAGGGUCAUGGUGUGAUAACAUACACAGUUCCAGCAGAGUGGCACAGAAAGAAUGUGCACCCCAAAAGUGCCCUAAGUCAGGCUUUUUAACAGAAACGGUAUUUCUUAUGGAACCAAACGUUCAUUGUCUCCAGUGUUCAUUUAUUCUCUUAUUAAUUCAAGUAUUUAUUGAACACAAUACCUACUAUUAGCUUCUUCCAGUUUUUAGCCUUUUGUUGAUUUUCACCUCCAUGACUCCUCUUUCUGCCCCCAAUUAGGUGAUGGUGUCUGAUUCCCAGUUUGCUAAAUUUCUAUUCUGAGCUUAUUGUGACUGUUUCGGGAUUGUUUGGGAGCAGAUUGGAGGCCAUUAUCUUCUGUCCUGAUCAGCUGGCCUGACUCUCAGUUUCUUUGGAUCCCUCUGACUCAGAGCCACAGGGACCCUGAAGAGACCCAGAAGACCCCUGGUUCUUGAGAGUUCAGGAGACACCUGGGAAAGCCUUAAGACCUCAUGGGCACUCUUCGCAAAAGACAGUAGAACUACAAUGAGACCCCUGGCUCUGUCGAUUUCUUAUCCAUCUCAUUUUCUCCUUGGGCCUAGUAGAAGGAAACAUGGAGUUCAUACCGAGUGCCAUCAACUGUAUGUCUUUUGUCCAGACACUCACUCCUCUAGAUAUCAUUUCCCUGUCUGCAAAACUGAUGUUCCCUGGUUUCUGUGAUCUGCCUGUUGCCACACCGUCCUUUCUUGCCUCUGCUUCUCUGGUUUUUUGUUUGUUUCUUUGUUUCUUUUUCCCUGGGAAUGCUCAGGGUCACUGAAUUGUCUGUUUAUUUGUGAUUGUACCAAGGUACUCAGCCUCAUGUAGCAUGUACAGGGGUAUGAUUCAUACCAUAGUGACCCAGCAAAGAGCUCCCUUCCACCGACUUGUUCUGCAUGUGUAGAGUCUCCCUCUUCUCUUCAGACCAACCUGUUCCCCCUUUUCCUACCCCACAGCUCUGCUCCCUGUAAGUUUUCAACAGUUUCACUGAACAGUGGAGUAUGUGAUGGUUUUGGCAUGAUGUCUUCAUAUGAGGGAAACUGACUUCACUUUGAGGGGGUGUUUGUAGCCAUUGGAAGGUAAAAUAGUGGCGUGAUUACUGAACCAAAGGAAUUUAUGUUUUGUAACUUGGGUACUUUUAUUUUGCAUUUUGUU
This is a messenger RNA of Mesoplodon densirostris (Blainville's beaked whale), 3011 nucleotides long. It is a transcript of the gene PRUNE1, whose product is annotated as prune exopolyphosphatase 1. Bases 234 to 1592 code for a protein of 452 amino acids. The transcript has 8 exons. Gene Ontology annotation, cellular component: cytoplasm. Gene Ontology annotation, molecular function: exopolyphosphatase activity. The record is from RefSeq and is a predicted model, not a curated record. Lineage: Eukaryota; Metazoa; Chordata; Mammalia; Artiodactyla; Ziphiidae.